UGUACACACUCGUCACACAUCCUCAAUGAACUUCAAGGGAAAACCCCGUAAAAUUCACAUUUUACUUUCGAUGUUGACUCGAGACUUCGACGGAUUUAUAUGAUACAUUAAUUCGAACGAACAAGUUACACGAGUUUGAAGAAGUACAGGUUGCGUUUAGCAAGAUGUGGACACUUUCAGUGGAAGCCGCGCCAAGAGAAUCAAGGAUGCAAAACAAGGAAAGCGAUAUUGGUAUCAGAAGAGCGUCGAACAAAAAGCGUUAUCAAAACCUUCAAUCAAUCAUGCAGAUUCCAGAGCAUUUCACAGAACUGUCUAUUCGGAUGUUUGAAGCAGUUGACGACAGUGGAGCUGGGAAGGAAACUUUAUUGGAGCGGAGGAGAACUUACUUGCGGAGGGAGCAAAUUGAGAAAAUAACACAGCAACUACAAGGAAAGAACUGUGAGUGUUUUCAUUUCGGGAGCCAGUCGGAAGGGACCACAACUCCCGGUCUCCAGUCUGAUAUUGAUUUUCUAAUAAGUAACAACAUAAUCAAUAUCAUGACCGUCUGGGAAGACUGGAAGGCUGGGAUUCUGAACCUUCUGAUGCUCCACGACAACACCACUCCACCUCAACAGUACUUGCUACAAGUCAUCCAAGACUACACACCGGAACCAGUGACCAGUCUGACCCAUGACACGUUCGUAAGGAAAGAUUCUGGGCAAAUACUGUUCAGCGCUGAAAGAUGGAAAAAUUACAUCGCGUAUAAGGCUAGAGAUCAAGGGGAGGCAGCUAAAAAUGGGCCUUCUGUGAGUUGGAUGCCUAACUGGGAUAUUGUAAAUGCAUGUCAUGUACGCAAACCUCUUCCUGAAAUACAGCACUGGAUAGACAGAUGUAGAGGUAAACACUGGCCACCUGUUCAGCUUCUCGAGGCUGCACGGAUAGCUCCGUGUUUCCUGGUACCAGCAGGACAUCCAGACAGUGAUUUCAAGAGCGAAGAAUGGCGACUAUCUCCGAACCUGAUAGAACGAAUGUUGAUGUUUAGCUUUAAUAUGACACAACUAAAAUGUUACAUUAUUUUAAAACAAAUCAAAAAAUCAUUAAUUGCUAAAAUUUUGGGAGAUUCUUUUACAAGCUUUCAUUGUAAAACUAUAAUGUUUUACACCAUUGAAAGAACACACCAUUCCAUGUGGUGCGAACAAAACCUUAUGUUUCUACUUUGGCUUUGUUUACACGUAUUGAGGCGAUGGCUGCGAUUGGGAAGGCUCCCGCAUUAUAUCAUAGAAGGAGUGAACUUGUUUGAUGGGAAACUAUCCAAGUUGCUACAGAAACGUAUUUUAGUGUAUUUAGACUCAUUUAUAAGGAAUAAUUUACAAUCUGUAUUUUAUAUUGGUAUAGACAAUAAAGGAUGUCGGUUCCAAGCGUGUAGUAUGCGGUACAUUGUACAGGCUGGAGAACUAAGAGGUGUACGCUUACGUAACAGUAUCAGAUUACUGCUGAAGUUUGAGUGCUUGGGAACAUUUAUAGGUAUUUUAACACGGUACCUACAUGAACACAGCAUUUCUCAUAUAAUCUUCGAUCAACAUGUAAAAGGUGUAAUACGCAAUGCUUUUGAAAACUCAACGAAUGUCAUAUCGAAAACGGCUGCUUUAGAAUGUAUUAAACUCUUGUACGCGCUACACAUUUCAGUGCAAUCAUCUUACUAUUUGCGACUACGACACGUUCUUGACAGCGAACAUAUAAGGCGUGUCCAAUAUUCCUUUCAUGUUGAUGUAGCUUCUAGUCGCUUAAAGUUUGCUUCUUUGUUGUACUGUAGUGGUCAUCUUCAAGCGGCAGUUCGAGUGUUGGAGGAUGUAAAGAGGAGGUAUCACAGUACGGUCAAGACUGUGUGUGAUUGUAGACGUUUAGUAGGAGACCGUGAUCUCCAGGUGUUUGCUGAUAUGUUAUCAGGUAACAAAGAAGUUGGAUUCAUUGAAUCGCCAUUCGCAUUCUGUGUCAGAUUUUCUAGGCAAGAAUCGUAUUGCGCUCCGUUCAUUUUAUUGUUUGAAAUGAAUCGCAAUACCACUGAAGAGGAAGUAGCACAGAGGGAUCGCGUUGAUAAACGAUGGAUGGACUGGGCUGAGGUUGAUGCUCGUCCAUUCCUACACUAUCUACAGUAUCUCACGUAUGGGGGACUCGGUGUACGUGACAAUCAGCUACGUGCAUUAAGAGACUUGAAGUCGUGUAUGUAUGAUAUGUCUGUAAGAAAUCAACUCAAACUGUAUCACAUCGAGACUGCACUGAACUUGCUGGGACACUGCUGUGAAAUGGAAGGAGACUAUCGAUGAGCGUUAAAUUUGUACGAGACAUCGUUGAUAAUUCACGCUACAAACAAUGCCGCUAAUUGGCACGUUCGGCGUGUUCUGGGUCUUAUAAGUGGUUAAAAUACGUACGUUUAACAUGUUUAUUGUGCACGAUAUUGUACAAAAAAACUAAACACGCAUUUUAGGAUUAACGGUUCGUUAUCGCUAAGUUUAGGCAUGUUAUCUUAUAAAGUAUAAGGAAGUGUGAUUUAUAUGUAUGUUUAAAAAUAUUUUCAUCGGUUUUAUAUUAAACGUGCUCUUUUAGUAGCGUCCCAUUGAUCAGUAUAUAUAUUUCCAUUUGUUAUGUUUUUUGGUAAACGGAUUUACUUCUAUCGUAUGCAUCUUCUAAUAAGUAUGUUUUGUGAAGGUAUGUCUUGAACGUUACUAUGAAUGAAUGUCUUGAACGUUAUGAAGUAUAAAUGAGUUUGUUCAAUCUUCAUUCAGCAACUACAUUUAUUCAUAAUAUGAUAAUCGUACUGCACUCCUUUUAUAAUGCUGUUUGAAAUAUAAUCGCUAUAUCACUGAAGAAGAAGUGACGCACAUAAAUAGAUCUAAAGAAUGCUCCCAAAGUGAUUGAACCCAUGACCUCUCGGCCGUAAGCAGACACCAUAACCACUACGCAACGGCGACCUAUCCGUUUCCAGCUAGAAAGCUGUUUCGAUCCCCAUAGCGUGAGAAUUUUUUAGAUCUCCCACAAAACGCCAAUUCCUUUUUAUAUCCAGGAAAAGGACUCGCGAGCGUUUCAAUAAGCCUUUGGAUCAAAGCAGUUGGAUUGACGCAAUCGAGCUUAAAGUAAAUUGGUUAAACGUAAAUUUCAAAAGACACAAACUCGGACAUUCUCCCGUACAUACGUCUUCCGUACGCUUGCAGGUCUGAUAGUGGCCGUGCUAGAUCACGAGCACUUCCGGCUCAAGAUGCUGUCCAAGGAGAAGAUGAUUUCAGCGCAACUUGAAAGGCUGGAGGAUACCGAAAACCGAUGUGACGUAAAGAGAAAUUAGUGUUGUUGUUUCCAUACAAUCUCUGUAACAUUUUGGAGAAUGAAUAUGUUUACUUAAAAACAUCAUGUGUAAGCAGAAUUUAAGUAUUUUUGGAGUAUACGUGUCUUAAUGUGCCAUUGAAGCCGUGAAACAACUUGCUAGAGCCCUAUUUGUCUACUACAUUUUGUUUGUUUUUACACUCAUACAAUUAUCAUUAACAAAUACCAUUAAUAAAUUUACUAAGUCGA
Messenger RNA from Dreissena polymorpha, 3543 nucleotides. RefSeq lists its product as uncharacterized. NCBI's taxonomy places the organism in Eukaryota, Metazoa, Mollusca, Bivalvia, Myida, Dreissenidae. The coding region runs from base 165 to 2303 and encodes 712 amino acids. The record is from RefSeq and is a predicted model, not a curated record. The transcript is spliced from 4 exons. Gene Ontology annotation, molecular function: protein binding.